AAGAGGGGAGUCUCUGGCUGGGCCGGGGCCGUAGCGACGUCCGACGCGAACCUGGGUCCCCCAAAAGCUGCGGGGCGUUCGGUGUCGCCGAAGUAAACAUGCACCCUGAGCCCUCGGAGCCUGCGGCAGGUGGUGCAGCAGAGCUGGAUUGCGCGCAGGAGCCCGGCGUGGAGGAGUCUGCAGGUGACCACGGGAGCGCAGGCCGAGGGGGCUGCAAGGAUGAAAUUAAUGAUCCUAAGGAAAUAUGUGUGGGUUCUUCUGACACAUCCUACCAAAGCCAGCAGAAACAGAGUGGUGAUAAUGGGUCAGGUGGUCACUUCGCACACCCAAGAGAAGACAGGGAAGAUCAGGGCCCCAGAAUGACUAAAAGUUCCCUGCAAAAACUCUGCAAGCAGCACAAGCUUUAUAUUACCCCAGCAUUGAAUGAUACACUGUAUUUACACUUUAAAGGUUUUGAUCGCAUUGAGAACCUGGAAGAGUACACAGGGCUGCGCUGUCUCUGGCUGCAGAGCAACGGAAUACAGAAAAUCGAAAACCUGGAGGCCCAAACCGAGUUGCGUUGCCUCUUCUUGCAAAUGAACUUGCUCCAUAAAAUUGAGAACUUGGAACCUUUGCAGAAACUGAAUACUCUUAACCUCAGUAACAAUUACAUCAAGACCAUUGAAAACCUCUCCUUCCUCCCAGUCCUGAACACGCUGCAGAUGGCCCACAAUCACCUGGAGACCGUGGAGGACAUUCAGCAUCUACAAGAGUGUUUGAGGCUUUCUGUCCUUGACCUUUCGCACAACAGGCUGAGCGACCCAGAGAUCCUGAGCAUUCUGGAAAGCAUGCCCGAUUUGUGUGUACUGAAUUUGAUGGGAAACCCGGUUAUCAGACACAUUCCUAAUUAUAGAAGGACAGUCACUGUACGACUAAAGCACUUAACAUACCUGGAUGAUAGACCAGUGUUUCCAAAGGACAGAGCUUGUGCGGAGGCCUGGGCUAGGGGAGGGUACGCAGCUGAAAAGGAGGAGAGACAGCAGUGGGAAAGCAGGGAGCGGAAGAAGAUCACGGACAGCAUUGAAGCCUUGGCCAUGAUCAAGCGGCGGGCAGAGGAGAGGAGAAGACAGAGAGAGAGUCAAGAGAGAGGGGAGAUGACAUCUUCAGAUGAUGGUGAGAACGUGCCCGCCAGUGCGGAAGGCAAGGAGGAGGCUCCUGGGGACAGAGAAACAAGGCAGAAGAUGGAGCUAUUUGUUAAGGAAAGCUUUGAGGCCAAGGACGAGCUCUACCCAGAAAAGCCAAGUGGAGAGGAGCCGCCUGUGGAGGCUAAAGGAGAGGAUGGAGGUGGAGAGCCAGAGGGUACCCUCCCAGCUGAGACCCUGCUACUGUCGCUGCCUGUGGAGGUUAAAGGAGACGAUGGAGAUCAAGAGCCAGAGGGGACCCUCCCAGCUGAGACCCUGCUACUGUCACUGCCUGUAGAGGCUCAAGGAGAGGAUGGAGGUGGAGAGCCAGAGGGGACCCUCCCAGCUGAGACCCUGCUACUGUCGCCGCCUGUGGAGGUUAAAGGAGAGGAUGGAGAUCGAGAGCCGGAGGGGACCGUCCCAGCUGAGGCCCCGCCACUGCUGCCCCUGGGAGCUGCCAGAGAAGAGCCGACUCCCCAGGCUUCGGCCACUGAGGGUGUAUUCGUUACGGAACUUGAUGGAACGAGAACGGAAGAUUUAGAAACCAUUAGACUGGAGACAAAGGAGACAUUCUGCAUUGAUGACCUACCUGACUUGGAAGAUGAUGAUGAAACAGGCACAGCUCUGGAAGACCAGAGUAUGUGCCUUCCGAAGAUUGAGGUCAUCUCGAGCUUGAGUGAUGACAGUGACCUUGAACUGGACUACAUGUCACUCCCUGUGCUGGAAAACCUGCCCACAGAUACUCCGUCAAAUAUAUUUGCAGUCUCUAAAGACACCUCAAAGAAGGUUCGGGUGCCCUUCACAGACAUCUUUAAAAAAGAAGCUAAGAGGGCCUGGGAAAUCCAAAAACAAGACAUCAAGUCCCCAAGACCGCUGAUCGAGGAGCUCAGCGAUGAGGACGCCUCUGGCCAGCCACUGAUGCCCCCCACCUGCCAAAGAGAUGCUGCAUCACUCACUUCCAGCAGAGACAGGGACAGCGGCUUCCUUGUAGCCUCUUCUCCGGUGCCGACUGAGAGCGCCGCCACACCCUAAGAGACGUGUGUUGGAGUUGCCCAGCCCCGCCCAGCCCAGCUCUGCCUACGUGGGACCUCACUGCAUUCCCAGCGCCGAAAGCAUCAUAGUUUUCCCCAGUUGUAUGUAGCAUAAAUGGUUUAAUUAUAAAUGUCUCCUUUAGGCAUGAUAAACAUUUUAACACCCGUGUGAGUCAGUGUAUGAUUGGGCUAACUCCUGUUUGUGUGAGGCAUAUGCAAUUCCUUUCACUAGCCACCCUGAAAAAAGACCUUUCUCUUAUUGUGUCAUCAGAAACCAGACAGACCUGGGUCCCUGCAAAAUCUCAAGUGAGUAUUUUCCCCACAGGAAAACAGAAUCUUCCAUUGCAGCUAGAGAAACUCUGAGGAAGAGGGACUUGAUGCUUUAGACAUCAAAAUAAGAAGGGGAGGAAAGAAAGGGGGGAGUCUGUGAGGCACAACAGAGAAUUCUUCCAAACUGACGUGACCAUGAUCCUCUGCUCAGAGGGCACUACUGAGAGCCCACAGGUGCCAGACCCAUGUCCCGAGGGAGAAGGAACAUCAGCCAUCAUCUCUGUGCAUGAGCUCAGUGUCAGAUAGUAGCUGUGGCGGGACGCUGUCCAGCCUAAAAAGUGUGACCAUUCCAAUUCAUCUUCAGCUGACAAGUUUAUUUAAUCCCUGAACCUGGAUCCAAGGCAUCUCCCUGUACAAAACAUCAGACUGGGGCAGACAUUGACAAAGCAACCCAAAACAGCAGCUGCCGACCGCCGCUGUGCCCACCUCAUCAGCGGCUCUGCAGGAGCCUCACUCCACCCUCACCAAACACAAGGAGCCAGCACUACUGGCCCCCAUUUCACCAGACAGGAAGGCGUGAGAACUGAGGGACCUGCCUGAGGCCCCCACAGCUGAGGCGCAGCGGAGACCUGCCUCCCGGCACAGACUAGAAUCCCAGCAACACAGGCCCGUCAGCACCUCCAACCUGCCUUUCGGGAUGAUCUUCAGGCGAAUAUACAAAAUACAAAAGAAA
Molecule: messenger RNA, 3194 nt
Organism: Nomascus leucogenys (northern white-cheeked gibbon)
Lineage: Eukaryota; Metazoa; Chordata; Mammalia; Primates; Hylobatidae
Source: RefSeq, a predicted model, not a curated record